AGGAUAAAAAGAAAAAUAAGUUAGCCUGUCUAGUGAUAAUUAUGCAGGCAAUGAAGUAAUUGUUCUUGAUAUUUUGAUGAACCCAUUCUGUGGAUUUCGCAACAGGAUUCCAUGUAGGCAUGUUUUAAAAAUGGUAUUUUUAAAAAUCUAUAGGCUCUUUUCCUUCUAAAGAUGAUCUUGAUCUUGACUGAGGACAGCAAAUGUGGUGAAAGACUCAGAGGAAAAACUUAGAGAUAAAACCCCUGCUCUCCAAGUCCUCCCAACGGGGAUCAGACUCAGAUCUUACAACUCAGAGACCUUAGAUCAGUUCAGCUAGGCUCCCCACAUGCCUCUGCCUGACGGUGGGUUCAUUCCUCAGGACACUGCCGAGCAAUUACUGUGUUACAGGUUCUGUUUUAGGUGCUGGGGCCAUAAUCCCGAGGAAGCAAUCACAAGGGAGACAGUUGAUUUACUCAUUGUCCCCUUUCCCCUGGAGGUGAUGGAAAGAUCUCCCUGCAAAUCACUCUUACUGAGCAGAAGUCGCUGGGCAAAUAUAGAGCCAGAACAAAGUGACUUACAAAUUCCAAGGAUAUUUCUUCCAAGACUGGAAGGUUUGACAUUGCCCUCUUUCAUACUAGGGUUCUUCUAUCUGAAGUCGAAUGACUAAUCAUAAUUAACUAAUAAAUAAUUGAGCAAUAGUUAACUAAUGAUAAUCUCUUAACUUAGGCACCUUACUCUCAAUUCCCACCCCCCCCCCACCCCGCAAUCCAAUUUUUACACUGAGAGCUACAAGGAGAACUUGGGUCAGAGCCACCGCGUGUGGUCGGGCAGGGCCCUCACUGUGCAUGGGCUCCAGGAGGAAGGGGUGUGGGUAUCCAGACUCCAGCCUCACUCUGCUCAUCAAACUGUGCGGCCACAGCCUGCCCAAGGAAGGGGUGCCUUGACUGUGUAAAGCAGCCACAUGGAUGACUGCGAGUGAAUGUUUAAGCUGCUGGACACUGUUCCAAAUGUUUUAUGUGUAGUCACCUAGACUGACUAACUUCCCUCUGCAGUUUUAUGACGUGGUGAUGAUUAUUUUUAUCCCCAACAUUCAGAUCGGUCGCUGAGGCACAUAGGACUAGCAGGUCGGAGAGGCCAGUAUUCAAAGACCAGUGGUCUCACUGCAGGGCCUACAGCAUUCACAGCUCCUUCCUCUUCUCCCUCAAGCAGCUUCUUUGGCUUCACGUCCUCUCCCUGUUUCUGUCUCUCCUUUAUCGCUAGCUCUCAAUCCCUCUUUUCUUUUCCAGUGAUCCCUUAAACUCCCAUCUGCUUAUAUUUGUCUUUAGAAGCAACAGAGAGACGAGAUCCAGAGUACUGGCCUGCCGUGAGAGCCUCAGCUUCCCCGUCUGUGAAGUGGGAACGACAGUCCUCUUCUUCAUUGAUUGAGAGUGUCCUAAAAUGCCAGGUGCUGUGCCAGCGGCAUCACAUGAAUUAGCUCAUGUGUUCCCCCACAAUAAUCCUGGGACCAACAUUCUGUUUUUAUCCCCCUAUUACAGCUGAGGAUGGGCCCAGAGGUAUAGGCAAUUGGGCCAGAGUCACGCGACGGACACAACAGUAGCUUCUUCCCAGGUUCAGAUUCUGUACCCAGAGAGCUCCAUGAACUUGUAUUAGGGGCACCAUGUGUGACUCAGCCCUCCCCCAAAAGAAGGAGGACAAAAUGACCAAGUUCCAGGAGGCCGUGACCUUCAAGGAUGUGGCUGUGGUCUUCACGGAGGAGGAGCUAGGGCUGCUGGACCCAUCCCAGAGGAAGCUGUACCAAGACGUGAUGGUGGAAAACUUCCGGAACCUGGUCUCAGUGGGGCAUCAGUCCUUCACUGCAGAUGUAAUCCCCCAGUUAGAGAGAAGAGGAAAGCUUUGGGUGGUAAGGACAGCACCCCAGAGCCAAAGCUCCUCAGGAGACAAGACUCUAAAUAACAUGGAGAUUAUUCAAGAAGUUGGAUUAAAGUACCUUCCACAUGAAGAGUUUUUCUGCUCACAGAUCUGGCAACAGAUUACCAAGGAUUUAACUAGAUGUCAAGAUUCCAUAGUAAAUAUUCAAGGAGCUGGCUCUCAGUUGGACCAACAAGCUGAUACACUCUGUCAAUCUGAGGAAUUUGGUAAAGCCUGUAAUCAGAAUUCACAUCUUAAGGUUCACCACAGUGUCCACACUGGAGAAAGACCUUACAGAGGCGUGGAAUGUGAGAAAGGUUUUAUUGAGGACUCUUGUCUUCAAAUUAGCAAGAUGGCCCAUGCAGGAGAGAAGCUCUAUAAAUGUGAAAAAUGUGAAAAUGCCUUCCGUCGGUUUUCAAGUCUUCAAGCCCAUCAGAGAGUCCACAGUAGAGAGAAAUUGUACAAGUAUGAUAUGUCAUGUAAGAGUUUUAGUCAGAAGUUAUGUCUUCAUCAUCAUCACCGAGUUCCUACAGGAGAAAAUCCACACAGAUUUGAGGAGUGUGGGAGAAAUGUUGGAAAAAGCUCACAUUGUCAAACUUCUCUGAUAACCCACACAUUAGAAAAACCCUAUAAAUGUGAAGAGUGUGGGGUGGGCUUCAGUCAAAGCUCAUAUCUUCAAGUCCAUCAGAGAGUUCACAUGGGAAAGAAACCUUACAAAUGUGAAGAGUGUGGGAAGGGCUUCAGUUGGCGUUCACGACUACAGGCUCAUCAGCGAAUCCACACUGGUGAGAAGCCAUACAAAUGCGAUGCAUGUGGCAAGGGCUUUAGUUAUAGCUCACACCUUAACAUUCAUUGUAGAAUCCAUACAGGAGAGAAACCCUAUAAAUGUGAGGAGUGUGGGAAAGGCUUCAGCGUGGGUUCACACCUUCAAGCCCAUCAGAUAAGCCACACUGGAGAGAAACCAUACAAGUGUGAGGAGUGUGGGAAGGGCUUCUGUCGGGCCUCAAAUCUUCUGGACCAUCAGAGGGGCCAUACUGGGGAGAAACCCUACCAGUGUGAUGCAUGUGGGAAAGGCUUCAGUCGUAGCUCAGAUUUUAACAUUCAUUUUAGAGUCCAUACAGGAGAGAAACCCUAUAAAUGUGAGGAGUGUGGGAAGGGCUUCAGUCAGGCUUCAAAUCUUCUGGCCCAUCAAAGAGGCCACACUGGAGAAAAACCGUACAAAUGUGGUACCUGUGGGAAGGGCUUCAGUCGCAGUUCAGAUCUGAAUGUUCAUUGUAGAAUCCACACAGGAGAGAAACCAUAUAAAUGUGAAAAAUGUGGGAAGGCCUUCAGUCAGUUCUCAAGUCUUCAGGUGCAUCAAAGAGUCCACACGGGAGAGAAACCAUAUCAGUGUGCAGAGUGUGGGAAGGGCUUUAGUGUGGGUUCACAGCUUCAGGCCCAUCAGAGGUGCCACACUGGAGAGAAACCAUACCAAUGUGAGGAAUGUGGGAAGGGCUUCUGUCGGGCCUCAAAUUUUCUGGCUCAUCGUGGAGUCCACACUGGAGAGAAACCAUACCGAUGUGAUGUGUGUGGUAAGCGCUUCAGACAGAGAUCAUACCUUCGAGCCCACCAGAGGGUCCAUACGGGAGAGAAACCAUAUAAAUGUGAGGAAUGUGGUAAGGUCUUCAGUUGGAGCUCAUACCUCCAAGCCCAUCAGAGAGUUCACACUGGAGAAAAACCAUAUAAAUGUGAGGAGUGUGGGAAGGGCUUCAGUUGGAGCUCAAGUCUUAUAAUUCAUCAGCGCAUCCAUGCUGAUGAUGAGGGUGACUUUCCUUUAUCAGAGAACUCAUACAGGAAAGAAGCUUGAUAACUUACAUGUUUUAAUACCUCAAGAUGGGUGCUGAAAGAGUCCAAUUACCAGACCUGUUAUAGAAGACAAAACAUUUGUGAAAGAGCCAGUCUUCAGGCAGAGCCCAGCAUGUCACAGUGAUUGGGUGACCAUGCAGCAGAAAAGCCUCGUGAGAGUGGAGAUAACACUUCAUGCAGAAACUUGACAUUUAGUGAGUAUUACACAGAAGAGAGGCUUAGGAAGGAUGAGUCUGAUUCAGAGUUAACCAACAGUACUAAGAGGGAAAAAUCAGAAACCUAUUCCCCUAGAAUGUGUGGAAAGGGUAGUGACUUGGUUGACUGCCAAAUGUACUCAGCCUUUUUUUCAGUGCCUAACACGUAAGUGUUCAUUAAUUGUUAGGUGAGUAAAAGAGAGGACAGCCAUAUUUGACAUUUCUAUUCAGUUCACCUCCAGAUAGUUCUAUAAAACUGUACUUAGGAAAGGAAUUCUGCAAGGCUUGGAGGACAUUUAAAUUAUUAAAGACAUGGGAGCAGUUUUCCAACCUUUGGGUCCUGUGAACUGGUGUUUAUCACAACAAAGGUUGUAACACAUUUGGAGGGUCCAGAAAUCCAUUCAGGGUGUUGUGACCAGCACUUCUGUAUGCUAGCAAUUGAAGUGUGGUUUGCAUGCAGUACGUACAUAAAUCUCAAGUUUACAGAUUCAUGACUUUUGACAAAGGUGUACACUUGUGUAACCACCAAGACCAAUAUGUACAAUAUUUCUAUUAGACCAGAAUAUUUCCUUGUACAUAUUUCCAGGCAAUCUGAUCUCCAGUGGCAACAACUGUUACGAUUUCUAUCUCAUAGAUUAGUUAGGUCUGUUAUUGAGCUUCAUGUGAGUUCAAUAUGUACUGUUUUGGAUUCCUUAUGUACCCUUUUGUGUCUAGAUUCUGGAUUCUUUUGAUCAAAUAUAUGAUCAUCAGUAGAUUCAGAGAAAGCAUUUGACAAAAAUAUCUUUUCAUGGUGAAAAGUCCUCAGUGAGAUAAAAGUCAUCUAUGAAAAUCUUACAAGCUAACAUUCCAUAAAAUAGAAUCUGUGAUGUAUCAUUUCAUGUUUUGGCAAAAGCUUAUUGUCAUAUUUUUUUACCACCACAAUGAAGAAAGUCCUUUGUAUUCUUGUAGUCAAUUCCUCUUUCCAUUGCACCCCAAACAUCCUGUAACCACUAGCCUGUUCUCUGUCUGUAUAGUUUCCCUUUUCUAGAAUGUCAUAUAAAUGGAGUCAUACUCUAUGUAACCAUUGAGUCUGGUUUCUUUCACUUAACAAUGCUUCUGUGUUUCAUCAGUCUUGAUGUACGUUAUCAGUAGUCAUUCCUUUAAUGGCUGAGUGGUAUUCUAUUAUAUGGGUGUACCAUAUUU
Phyllostomus discolor (pale spear-nosed bat) is the source of this 5108-nucleotide messenger RNA. It is a transcript of the gene ZNF45, whose product is annotated as zinc finger protein 45. Lineage: Eukaryota; Metazoa; Chordata; Mammalia; Chiroptera; Phyllostomidae. The transcript is spliced from 6 exons. The record is from RefSeq and is a predicted model, not a curated record. Bases 1637 to 3733 code for a protein of 698 amino acids. Gene Ontology annotation, biological process: regulation of cytokine production; negative regulation of transcription by RNA polymerase II; regulation of immune system process. Gene Ontology annotation, molecular function: RNA polymerase II cis-regulatory region sequence-specific DNA binding; DNA-binding transcription factor activity, RNA polymerase II-specific.